GUGUAGCGAUGAUCCGAAUAACCUGCCCGAGGUGAACAAGGUGAAGGGCGUCGCCAUCGCCGUGCUGGUCUUUGGCGUCAUUUCGUGCCUCGGCUUCCUCGUGCCUGGUGAGUGGUGGGGUGGGCUCGGCGGCGUGCUCGCAGUCAUCGGUGCCAGUGUUCUGCUAUGCUGCACCGGUUCGGGCGCCAGCGCUUCGGCCGGGAGCCACAUUGGCGCUGGUGUCUUGAUCGCCAGCGCUGCCAUCGUGCACGCCGUUGCUGUGAUCGUGUACAUCGUGUUCUGGGCGAACGUGGUGAACGCGGUGAACGAUAACUGCGAUGACGGCGUGUACUCCAACCCAGACGACCCGAACAAUCAAGAUGAGGUCGAUUGCGACGCCCUCAGCGGCGUCGCGAGCGCCUUCAUCGGCGUGCUAAUCUGGCCAAUCAUCGUCAUCGACAUCGCCACCUUCUGUGUCGAGCUCAUCUGCGCGAUCUUCUCCUUCCAGGCGGCUCAGGCGGUCAGGGCCCAAGCCCUCCCCACCACUGCGGGCGUGCCCGUCGCGAAGCCCGUCUAAGGUCGGAUGCCGUCGAGCCCUCCCCACCACAAGCAGGCGCGCACAUUGCUGUGAACUCUAGGGUGUGGUCUGUGGGGAGGUCUCGAGAUGUGUGUAUAUCGUGUCCAUACCCUGAGCGGGGCGCCAGUUGCUCUCGCUCGGUCGGCUCCCGCCUCGUUGGUCUCUGCGGUGCCGUGGUACCUACGUGUCCUGCUGUUCAAGCUUCAACCUUGUAUGUACGAAAGCCGUACUUUUCUCUCUC
Messenger RNA from Emiliania huxleyi CCMP1516, 797 nucleotides. RefSeq lists its product as hypothetical. The record is from RefSeq and is a predicted model, not a curated record. The transcript has a single exon. The annotation marks the transcript as partial. NCBI's taxonomy places the organism in Eukaryota, Haptophyta, Isochrysidales, Noelaerhabdaceae.